UUUGAAGAUGAGUUAGAGGGGUCCUGGCCCCCCGUGCUUCAUGAGCCAGCAGGAUGCGGCAUCGGUGCGUGCACUCUCCGAGCGUCUUCUGGUAGCUGCGCACAAGGGUCAGGUCGAAAAUGUGGUGCAGCUAAUCAACAAGGGCGCCAAAGUAGCCAUCACCAAGUAUGGUCGGACUCCGCUGCAUUUGGCUGCCUAUAAAGACCACAUCGAGGUGGUGAAAAUUCUUUUGAAGGCCGGCUGUGACCUGGACAUUCAGGAUGAUGGUGAUCAGACAGCGUUACACCGAGCGGCUGUGGUGGGAAAUAGUGAUGUCAUUUCUGCUCUUAUUCAGGAAGGAUGUGCACUGGACAGACAAGACAAGGAUGGGAACACAGCGCUGCAUGAAGUUGCAUGGCACGGUUUCAGCCAGUCUGUCAAACUGCUGGUGAAAGCCGGCGCCAACGUUCACGCUAAAAACAAGGCAGGGAACACAGCUCUACAUUUGGCAUGUCAGAACGGUCAUGCUCAAAGCAGUAAGGUUCUGCUGCUGGGAGGAGCUCGUCCCGACAUUAAAAACAACGUAGGUGACACGUGCCUGCACGUCUCUGCCCGUUACAACCAUGUGGGUGUGAUUCGAAUUCUUCUGGGUGCUUUCUGUUCAGUAGCUGAGAGGAAUCAGACGGGAGAUACUGCGCUGCAUGUGGCAGCGGUCCUGAAUCAUAAGAAGACGGUGCGCCUGCUGCUCGAGUCUGGGGCCGACAGUAGCAUUCAGAACAACGAGGGACAGACAGCACUGGACCAGGCUAGAGAGCACAACAACCCUGAAAUAGCUGUACUGCUAACCAAAGCACCACAGAUUCAGAGCUUCUCCCGUGGUAGGAGUGUGAGAAAGAGGAGGGACAAGAUGAAAGCUGAAGGAAGAGCACAAUCAGUUCCAAGGGAUGAUAUGCUGCCAAGAAAGGGUAGUAUGUCUGCAGCAGAAGAAACACCCAGCAGUGAUCGUUCUGCACAGAGACAUAGGAACAGAAGAAAUGAUUCACCAAAUGGCAAAGAGACACAGCACAGAAAGAGCCGUGACAGGAACAGAGUCAAAGAAAAGCCAUCCCUAUCAGACCCAGUAUCCAGCCAUGACAUAAAAUAUAAAGAUCAGCGGAAGAGAAGCAGAUCAAGAGCGUCUCCUUCAAGGGCAGUUCCUCCUCCACACAGCUACAAGGCCUACCAGCUCUACACUCUUUACAGGGAUAAAGAUGGCAAAAUCAUGCAGGCCCCUCUGGAUGGCUGUAGGUGUGAUCCUCUAAUCAACAAACUGGAGAACCAGCUGGAAGCCACCAAGGAGGUGAUGAAGUCUGAAAUUCAUACAGUUCAGGAACUUAUGAACAGCAAGCUGGGGCAGUUAGACCGCAAGAACAAAUGUCAGUUCAAAGCUCUUGAUAAGAUGAUGUUAGAGAGAGUAUCUGCAGAAAGGAUGGAGUGUUCACAUCACAUCGACCAGCGAGCCAAAAUGGAACGUCUGGAGGGUGAAAAGAAACAGGCCUCAAUGAUGAAUGAUCUGAAGAGCUGGUGCAUGUCCAAACUCCACUGGAUGGAGGCUCGUCUGGCAGCAGAUGCCCAGCGUGCACCUCUUCGCCGCGCUACCUCCAUGAAUGACUGUAUGGUUCUAAGGGGUCACACAGAUGGCCGGACAGCAACCAGUGCCCAAUGCCUAGGGUCCACCAACUCAACUGAACGUGGAGAGGAAGGAGAAAGAGUUGCUGCUGGAGAAGAGGACAGGGUGGAAAAUCACUACUUUGUGGUUAAGGUGGACCGCUCUCCAGAUGGCAAAGAGAUCGUCCAAGAGACUUGCUUCCCUGUCACUCAUGACAAGUCUUCACCGUCCUCUCCUCCUGCGGUUCGACCUAAAGAGCGUCUGCUAGUCUCCCCUGACUCCCACAAGGCUGAAACAGAACUGCGAGAGACUAGAAUUUUGGACAUCCACUCACCAGGCACUGAGUGCCACCCCACUGACCAAAAGGAUCAAAAACAUGACUUGGAGCAUGAGCGGAUGAAGAGUUAUAAAAGCAGGCACCAUAAAAGGCACUCUGAAAGGAAGACCAAGGAACAAGAAGGGGCUAAGAUCCAGGAGGUGUUUAAAGAGCAGGAGCGGGCCAACACGCACGCGCUGGAGAUCACACAGUGCUUCUUCGAGGCCGUGUCCACACAGAUGGAGCACUGGUAUGAGCGUAAGGUGCAGGAGGCGAGCUGGCAGGCCGACCAGCGGGCACGGCUUGAGCGUGCCACCCUGAUGGAGAGGAUCAACUGCCUGGAAGAUGAAUUACGGCUGCUGAAGACCAGCAAACAUGAGCAGAGCUAACAUACAGCACAGUGGCUUGGUUAGAUGAAGGGAUUUGUUAAAUGGAUGAACAGAACCAUAGCCACUAUGUUAUACUUCUUAUCCAUGAAGGCUUUUCAUUUUAAAAGGGCUAGUAGUAGCAAGUCAAGCUGACGUUCAACACCCUUUACAACUUUUCAAACCCAAUUUCCUUCUGCUACCUGCAUUGCAUAACAGCUACCAAGCUGGAAGUGUGAGGGCUUUACAUUAGGGUUGGAAAAUAUAAAGAUAUACUCUAAAAUAUAUACACAUCAAGUAAAUAAGUAAGCUUAUGUUCAGCAAGUGGAAGCUGAGUAAAUUUUUUUUUUAUUCAGACAGAACUGGGUAAAAUUACUCAAGUAAAAUACUGUUACAUUGGAAAAUACUCAAAUAAGACCUUAAACUAAAAUCAAUGUAAAUAACUUAAAGAUAAACAAAACCACUGUAUUAAAAUUUGUGCCAGGUGCCUUGUAGCAAAACUUUAGAGCAACCUACAGUAUUUAUUUUCCCAUUCUAUGAACACCUAAAUGGAAUAACUUACUCAAGAUCAUCAUUUUUAUCCAGGUAAAUAAAAAAGACAAAGGGGUCCCAACCGUACAGCCAUUUUUAGAGCUUUAGCAGUUUUUCUACUUGGUUCUUCAAUAAGUUGUGAAACUUCUUCAUGAUUAGAACAUCAGUUGAGUUGCCUUGAUUUACGACACAUAGACUUUUCAUGUUGUAUUUAAGGGCAGAGACGUCUUUAAAGUUAUGAUAAGGGUAUUGACCUUAUUAAAGUAUUGUUUACAUUAUUCAAAGUCAUACACUGGCAGUCAGUGACACUUUUUUUUACUAGUGUAGUGGUUUCUAGGAAUAAUAAGCUAUGGUGUAUAAGCUGUUAAAGGAAAGACAAGAUUGAUGGUUGAUUUACCCUAAAAUCAGGGAUUGGAGAAGAAACUAGGCAUGUUUUGGAUAAACUAAUAGACUGUAAGAUGGUGCCCAUGUUUAAUUAGGUUUUAUACCAGUUUCUGCUGCCAACAAGUCAUAAUAUACUGACCUGUUUAAACUAGAGGUGCACCAAUUAAUUUUUUUAAUUUUAAUGGCUGAGGUCAAUUUUUAUA
Molecule: messenger RNA, 3426 nt
Organism: Trichomycterus rosablanca
Lineage: Eukaryota; Metazoa; Chordata; Actinopteri; Siluriformes; Trichomycteridae
Gene: ankrd6b
Product: ankyrin repeat domain 6b
Exons: 15
Coding region: 41-2332 (763 amino acids)
Biological process (GO): positive regulation of JNK cascade; negative regulation of canonical Wnt signaling pathway
Cellular component (GO): cytoplasm; nucleus
Molecular function (GO): protein binding
Source: RefSeq, a predicted model, not a curated record